CAGGGCCCCAGGGCAUGCUGGGAACCCGGAGGUGCGCAGGCGUAGCCGACCGGAGGACCCGGCUGUUCAUUCCGCAGCUUGUUCUUGGGCCGCGCCGAUCUGUCUGCCGUCCUUGGACCCAAGAUCUCUUCAGCUUCUGGAAAUAAGCUCUGUGUGUGCAGAUCCCAGGGAGAACCCCUCCGUGUCCCCAGCUUCUGCUGGCUGCCCUUUCCAUUGACCUUGUCUUAUCUGUCAGAACUCUGGGUGGCCUCCUCUGUUGGUUGCAGUCUCUCCUCUGUGGGCAGGAGCAGGGCCUCUGUAACUUCUCGGACACCUCACCCUCUGUAAAUCCUUGUGGGCCAGCCUUCUGCCCAGGAGAGAAGGAAAAGACGUCUGCCCCUCUGGGAUCCUUGUUCCUUCCCAGCUCAGUCUGUAGAGGAUCAAAGCCUGACCAAGCAGGGAGCCUGGAGCCAGAGGGAAUGGCCCCCGGAAGCUGCAGACCUCCAGCCCAGGAGUUGGUGACAUUCAAGGAUGUGGUUGUGGACUUCACCCUGGAGGAGUGGGGCCUCUUGGACCAUUCUCAGAAAGAGCUGUACAAGGAGGUCAUGCUGGAAACCUCCCAGAACCUGCUUUCCCUGGGGCUUCCAGUUCUUAGAGAAGAUCUGAUCCCCCCUUUUCAUCAAGGAGAAGCACCUGGGAUGCUGGAGCAAAAAGGCCCAAGGAACUCCUGGCCAGAUGCAGAGAACAAGUUUGAAGUGAAUGAGACAAUUACAAAGCUGAGAAUUUUUGUGGAAGAAUCUGGCCAGCAAAGAUUCACCAGUGACGAUCCUUAUGACUUCAAUUUGAGAAAAAUGCACAACUCUAAUAUGAAAGUGGACAAAAAUCCAGAGAAUCAAUGUGAGGUUGAUGAAAUCGGAAAGAGAGUCCGACAGUCUUCAGUCCUAAAUCACUGUAAGAACAUGACCUCAGGGAAUGACUGUUUUCAGCAUAGUGAAUAUAGCAAAUACUUUCGUGAACAAGUAGAGCUUUUUCAGCCCCAGGAGAAGCCUCCUGAAAUGCAAAUGGAUCAAGAAAUGGUCAUUAGCUGGAGUUCAGAUAUAAUUAGACAUCAGAAAAACACUGGCGAAAUGCUUUAUGUAAGUAAUAAAGGUGGAAAGGUCUUCAAGCAGAACCCUAACCUUAUGACUCAUCAGAAACUUAAUAUUAUAAAGGAGCUUGAUGAAGACAAUGAAUGUGAAACAACUUUAUCCCAUCACUCAUCUCUUCCUUACCUUCCUAGAUUUCAUACUAGCAUGAAAACAUAUGCAUGUAAUCAGUGUGGGAGGGCCUUUGAUUGGAACUCAGAUCUUAUUAAACAUCAGAAGACUCAUACUGGAGAAAAGUUUUAUAAAUGUAAUGAAUGUGGGAAAGGUUUCUGCUACAAGUCACUCUUUAUUGUCCAUCAGAGAAUCCACACCGGAGAGAAACCUUUUGAAUGUAAUCACUGUGGAAAGACUUUCACGGAAAGGUCCAUUUUUGCUAGACAUCAGAGAAUCCACACUGGAGAGAAACCUUAUGAAUGUAAUCCAUGUGGAAAGACUUUCCGAAAGAAGUGCCAUCUUGCUGCCCAUCAGAGAAUCCAUACUGGAGAGAAACCUUUCAAAUGUAAUCAGUGUGGAAAGACUUUCAAACAGAGCUCUAAUCUUACUGUACAUCAGAGAAUCCACACUGGAGAGAAACCUUUUGCAUGUAAUAAAUGUGGAAAGACUUUCCGAACAAACUCCCAUCUUGCUGCCCAUCAGAGAAUUCACACUGGAGAGAAACCUUAUGAAUGUAAUCAAUGUCAAAAGGCUUUCAGAAAAAGCUCCAGUCUUGCUGCCCAUCAGAGAAUCCACACUGGAGAGAAACCUUUUGAAUGUAAUCAGUGUGGAAAGGCUUUUACACAGAGGGCCAAUUUUGCCACACAUCAGAGAAUCCACUCUGGAGAAAAACCUUAUGAAUGUAAUCAAUGUGGAAAGGCUUUCACAGUGAGGGGCAAUCUUGCUGCACAUCAGAAAAUCCACACUGGAGAGAAACCUUUUGAAUGUAAUCAAUGUGGAAAGGCUUUCAAAUACAGCCCUAGUCUUGCUAGACAUCAAAGAAUCCACACUGGAGAGAAACCUUUUGAAUGUAAUCAAUGUGGAAAGACUUUCAGAUACAGCUCCAAUCUUGGUAAGCAUCAGAGAAUCCACACUGGAGAGAAACUUUAUGAAUGUGAUCAGUGUGGAAAGGUUUUCACAAAGAGCUCCAGUCUUGCGAGACACCAAAGAAUCCAUACUGGAAGGAAACAUUUUGAAUGUAAUCAGUGUGGAAAGGAUUUCAGAUACAGCUCCAGUCUUACUGAUCAUGAGAAAAUCCACAGUGUGGAGAAACUUUAUGAAUGUAAUCAACGUGGAAGGGCUUUCACACGAAACUUCCAUCUUUCUGUACAUCAUAAUAUCCACGCCGGGGAGAAACCUUAUGAAUGUAAUCAGUGUGGAAAGACUUUCCAAAAGAACUCCCAGCUUGCUGCCCAUCAGAGAAUCCACACCGGAGAGAAAGCUUAUGAAUGUGAACAAUGUGGAAAGGCUUUCACAAAGAGCUUCUAUCUUGCUAUACAUCAGCGAAUCCACACUGGAGAGAAACCUUUUGAAUGUAAUCAGUGUGGAAAGGCUUUUACACAGAGGACCAAUUUUGUCACACAUCAGAGAAUCCACACUGGAGAGAAACCUUAUGAAUGUAAUUAUUGUGGAAAGGCUUUCUCAGUGAAGGGCAAUCUUGCUGCACAUCAGAGAAUCCACACUGCAGAGAAACCUUUUAAAUGUAAUCAAUGUGGAAAGGCUUUCAAGUAUAAUUCUAGUCUUGCUAGACAUCAAAGAAUCCACACUGCAGAGAAAUCUUUUGAAUGUGAUCAGUGUGGAAAGGCUUUCACACAUAGGGCCAACUUUGCUAAACUGGAGAAAAUCCACAAUGGAGAGAAACCUUAUGAAUGACAAUUUAAAAAUUCAACAGAUGUAGUUUCUGGGUAAUUAAUCAUUUUAUCAAUAAUGCUAGCAUUUUUUUUUAAUAAAAAGGUCAGUGACACUCUCAAAUACCAAAGACCCUUCAUGGUCAUGGGCUCACAGUUUAUGCCCUUGGAAGAAUGGGUGUUCCCCGACUAUGGCAACCAACUCUGAUUGGUUAACAAGUGAUGAAAGAGAAUGGAUAUUAUAAUGAGGGGCCAGAGGAAUGUAACUUUGAUUAUAUCAUUUACUUCUAAGUUGCCCGGCCUUGGGCAACCUGAUCAGAGAAUUGAUUCCCACCCAAACCUGUGUCUAGCACCAUGGGCUUUCCCCCCUUAGAUUAAAUUCCUUGUAAGGUUGGGAGUCUUACCAUGAUUGAGGAGAAAGUUCAGCCUUCAGAGACUGAGCUUUGAAAUGAGGACUUUAGAAAAAGGGGGAACUUUGGAUCUCCCCAAAUCAUUGGUUAUUAAUAAUCAUUUCUCUCAGACUGCUGUCAAUGUUGAAAGGAUUUUUACAGUGAAUGGCAAUCUUGCUGUAAUCAGAGAAUCCACACUGCAGAGAAACUUUCUGAAUGUAAUCAAUUGUGGAAAGGCUUUCAUAUACAGCAUUCAUCUUGCUAGACGUUAAAGGAUCCACACUGGAGAGAAAUCUUUUGAAUGCAAUCAUUGUGAAAAGGCUUUCACAUAUAGGGCCAACUUUGCCAAACUGGAGAGAAUCCACACUGGAGAGAAACCUUAUGAAUGCAAUCAAUAUGGAAAGGCUUUCACAAAGAGCGACAGGCUUCCUGCACAUCAAAGAAUCCAUAUUAGAGGGAAACCUAAUGAGUGUCAUGUACAUGACAGAGCUUUUAGUUACCAAUCUUAGCUUAUUUAGCUUAGGAGAAUUCACAGUGGAGAGAAAUCUUAGGAAAAUAAUCAGUGUGCUUAAGCCUUCACCUCUUACUUCUCAGCAGUAAAUUCAUAUCAUAUAGGAAUAUUACCACUUAUGAAUGAGGAAAGGUAUUCAAAUGGAGUUCAGAACUUGUUCAGUAUUAGAAAAUUCAUUCUCAUGAGCAGCUCCAUAAGGACUCAGUGUGGAAGGCUUUCAGCCAGAGGUCAUCUCUUACUUUAUGAGAAGAAUCAGUGGAGUGUGCACAAGGGGGUUGUGUUUUCCUCUGGAGGAGGGUUAUCAAUAGGCAACAAGAUUCAUACUGGAAUGAAGGCAUAUAAAAGCAAUAAAUGUGGAAAGGGCUUUAACUAGAGCUUGUACUUGACUGUCCAUGGGAUAAAUCCUUUCUUCUGGAGAUAAAACUUAGGGAUCUUUUUAACAAGGGAAGGUCUCUAGCUGUAGCACAGAUUUCAUUAGACCUCUCAGCAAAAGAGACCUCAUUUAAUAUCACAAAUUUCACACUUCACCUAAAACAGUAAAUAAUGAAUUUUUCAUUAUUCCUCAAAAUUUGUGGCAUUUAAAUGCUAUAAUUUCUUCAGCCAUUCCCUUUCAAUUGGAACUUACUUUGUUUCCUGGCCACAGAAAGUCCUCAUGUAGAUAUUUUGGUAACUGUUGGACAUCUCUUUCUGUAGUGCUUUCUUUAAGUAGCUAGGUGGCUCAAUGGAUGAAAUGUGCUUGGAGCCACAAGACCUAAAUUCAGUUUCAGUCUCUGGCACUAACUAGCUGGAUGGAUGUCCUUGGGCAAGUCAUGUAACCUGUUCCUGCCUAAGUUUUUCCAUCUGUAGAAUGGGGCCAAUAAGAGCACCUACCUCCCAGUUUUGAAAUCAGAAUUAAAUGAGACUAUUUGUAAAAUACCUUGCAAGUAUUAAAUCACUAUGGAAAUUCUAAUUUUUUUUCAUGGUGAUCAUUCCUUGGAUCAUAAGGCUCACAGUAAAAUCAGGAAACUGGAACAUUUGAACACUUUAGUCAUUUGUCUUUAAAAUCAAAUUGAUAUUCAGAACAAAAUAGAGGAAGACACUAAUUUUAAUGGAUAGGGCACGGGUUUAAAAGGGAAAAUGAGUUCAAAUCCUGACUUAGAUGCUCUCUAACUGUAUAACUGUGGGCAAGGAACACCCUCUCUGUGCCUCACUUUACUUAUCUCUAAAACGAGGAGGUUGGACUCAGUGGCUUCUGUGGUCCCAUUGCAACUGUAAAUAUAUGUUUUCGUCAAAAGUGCAUUCAUAUGUCUUUCCCAUAGCCUCUUUCAGUAUUCCAGGAAGCAGGUGUAACAGGACCAAAUCUGAAACUAUACCAGAAAUUGGUAGUCAUCUAAACUGUUUUAUUCUACUUAAAAAUAAGGAUCUUCGGAAACUGAUCAGAUGUGUAAUAUAUGAAAGAAAAUUAGUAUCGUAACCUUGUCUUUAAUCAAUCCAGAGACCUCAACUAUAAGGCUAGUACUUAACUAACCAUCACGAAAUGCUGGAAACACUGGAAAUUAGUCUGGCAGAAAAUAGAUAUGGACCAGCCUCUAACACUAUCAACCAAGAUUAGGUCCCAAUGAAUACAUGACUUAGAUAUAAAACACCAUUUCAAACAAAUUAGAGGAACCAUGAAGAGAUACUGUUAUGGAUAGUGGAAGAGUUCAUCUCCAUGGAAUAGAGAGGAACACAGAAAAUAAAAUGGGCAAUCUUCAUCACAUUAAAAACACCUAAAAUUUAAAAGGAAGCAAUCAACUGGGAAAGAGAUUUAUAGCAGGUUUCCCUCACAAAGGUCUCUUGUGUAAGGUAUGUAAAGAACAGAUACUGGUCAUAUACAGGAAUAUAAAGGAAGGAUGCAGUAGACAUAUGGUCAAAAGCUGUGUGCAGGCAAUUUUGAAAGGGAGAAUUGCAGAUCACUUUUUGUGAAAAAAAAAAUCCUAUCCAUAAUUUCUAAUGCAAAUCACAAAUAAUUAGAUUUUCGUAUUGGUAAAGGUGAUAAAAAUGAGAAUGAUAGAUAAUAGGGAAUUUGUUUUACUUGACUAUGUAUAUGUCACAAGAGUUUUGUAUUCUUUUUUCACCCAAGAGAGGGCAGAUCCAUGGGGGAGAAAACAAAUAUAACUAAAUAAACAAACACAAAAAACCCAACUUAAACAAGAAUGUUCCAAAUCAAUAAUUAGAUACGUGCAAAUUAAAUGAAUUCUCAGGCUCUACCUCACCCAUAUGCAUUUGACAAAGAUAACAAGAAAAAAAUUUGAAGAGUUGAAAGAGCUAUGGGAAAAUAGACACAGUAAUUGUUUUGCUGUUAGUAAAGCUGUGAAUUUCCCCCCCUCCCUCACCAUACACACACACACACACACACACACACACACACACACACACACAAAUUACCAUAUUGGGUAUACUCUUUGACUCAGUGAUACCAUUAGAGGGUAUAUUUCCUUAAAGGAAAAGGAACCAAGUAUACAAAAAUAUUGAUACCAGCUCCUUUUGUUAUGUCAAAGAACUGGAAAGUAAGAUGUCAUGUCCCACAAUAAAGGCAACAGGUGAACACAUUUUGGUAUGUGAAUGUUACGGAGAAAUAAUAUGCUAUAAAACAGGCAAUUUCAGCGAAAAUCAGAAAGAGUAGUAUUGACUGAUGCUGACUACAAGGAGUAAUUGAUAACAAUAACAUUAUGAAGGCCAACAGUUUGACCAAGUGUUCCACCUCUUAUUGUAAUGAUUGACUGCUAUAGCAGAAGAUUAUCAGGAUCUGUGCAAGUUGCCUCCUAACCAAGAUGCGAUGGAUAUAAGAUACACAAUAAAAAGUGUAUUUGGGAAAUGGA
Phascolarctos cinereus (koala) is the source of this 6684-nucleotide messenger RNA. The record is from RefSeq and is a predicted model, not a curated record. Lineage: Eukaryota; Metazoa; Chordata; Mammalia; Diprotodontia; Phascolarctidae.